CUCAGAGUUGAUGACCCAUGACCCAGCUGUGGUAUGACGCAGUGUGAAAUGAAAGUGAAGAUUGUGUGUGGACAAGUUCAAAACAACCGAAACAUUUUUUAAACGAAGUAACAGAAUGGCAGCUGCACACCUCCCACCUCGCUCUUGUGACACCUUUGUGGCUCUCCCACCUGCAACAGUAGGAGAACGGAUUAUUUUUGGAAAGAAUUCAGACAGGCCAUGUGAUGAAGUUCAAGAGGUGGUUUACUUUCCUUCAGAAAGCCAUGAACCAGGAGCCAAGAUUGAGUGCACCUAUAUAGAGAUCGAGCAGGUGUCACACACUCAUGCUGUUGUACUGAGUCGACCUGCCUGGCUUUGGGGUGCUGAAAUGGGGGCCAAUGAGCACGGAGUCUGCAUAGGCAAUGAAGCUGUGUGGGGAAGAGAAGAGGCCAGUGACUCUGAGGCGCUGCUUGGCAUGGAUCUUGUCAGACUUGGUCUUGAAAGAGCUGACAGUGCCGAGAAGGCACUAGAAGUCAUCGCAGAGCUUCUUGAAAGACAUGGGCAAGGAGGAAACUGCAUGGAAGACGAAUCCAUAUUUACUUACCACAACAGCUUUUUAAUUGCUGACCGGAAAGAGGCCUGGAUUCUGGAGACAUCUGGGAAAUACUGGGCAGCAGAAAAAAUAGAAGAUGGAUUUCGCAACAUUUCCAACCAGUACUCCAUAACAACUAAAAUCGACCGAGAACACCCAGAUAUGAGGGACUAUGCUAAGAGCAAAGGCUGGUGGGAUUGUAAGAGAGAGUUCAACUUUGCUGUUAUUUAUUCGUACUUGAAUACAGCAAGAAUCGAUGCAUCUGGCAGCAGAUCCUGUGAAGGUCGCAAACUUUUAGAGAAAAAUAACGGAAAUAUAACCGUUGAAACGAUGAUGGACAUUCUCAGAGACAAAGAAAGUGGCAUAAAUAUGGAAGGUGGAUUUCUGACAACUGGAAGCAUGGCCUCUGUUCUGCCCAAGGAUCCCCGGCUGCCGUGUGUUCAUUACUUCACAGGAACACCUGAUCCUGCAAGGUCUGUUUUCAAACCAUUCAUCUUUGUGCCAAACAUUCAACAGCUGAAGAAAACACGCUCCCCUGCCUAUGGACCAGAAGAUCCAGUCAAGAAAAAGCCACGCUUUCAGUCAAAGCCAGACCGCAAGCAUGAAUUGUACAAGAAACAUGAAGUAGCAGCUGCAAUUAUAGAGUCAACUAAGGAAAGAGGUGAGAAUAUGCUGAAGAAGAUGAGAACAUUGGAGAAAGAAAAAAUUGCAGAAAUGGAGGAGAUUGCACAUAACAGUUUGAGAGAUUCUACAUUAGUAGUCAAUCUUUUUGCUGAAGCCAUAGAGGAAGAAUUGAAAGCUUAUAGUUAAAUUGAUUAAAGCACUUUUAACAGAACAUAGUUUAAAAAAAGCCAAAAUACUGAUACACAGUAGUCAUUAACAGUUAUGUACAGGAAAUGAAUACAAUUGAAACAAAUAAAUAAAUCACAAUGUUUUAAAACAUGUUGUUAUAAAUAAA
Molecule: messenger RNA, 1529 nt
Organism: Acipenser ruthenus (sterlet)
Lineage: Eukaryota; Metazoa; Chordata; Actinopteri; Acipenseriformes; Acipenseridae
Gene: scrn3
Product: secernin 3
Exons: 8
Coding region: 116-1381 (421 amino acids)
Biological process (GO): proteolysis
Molecular function (GO): dipeptidase activity; cysteine-type exopeptidase activity
Source: RefSeq, a predicted model, not a curated record